AUGGACGCAGGACGCGGGUCUCGAGGCACUGCAUCUGACGAGGACUAUGAGGACGGCUUGUACACGGACUACAGCCACAACGGCGAGGUCGAGGAUGAGCAUGGCACGUACCCGUACGGAAUAAGGCGCUACCUGGACGACCCCCAAUCCCCAUUGCACAGGCUUCACCUGGCCUCCUUCUCAGACUCGGAACGGUACGCCCCGGUGCCGGGGCAGAUGCCAUCGUGGCGAAUCCAGGACGGGGUCGAGUCGACGCACCCGUUACGCAGACUCAGGCCGAGCCGCGCAAGCGACAUCGAGCACCAAGACCGCCGCCGCCAAAGCACAAGCACCGUCCACUCCUCGCCCUCUCAUCAGCAGUCCGUAUCCAGCAGGUCCCCGUCCCUCGUGUCCCUUCAUCCCGCCCGCAGCUCGGACCCAGACUCGCGCGAGCCACCCUCGAGCUACCAGACGACCACGCCGGCGCCGUACCAACCGCCGCCUGAGAAUGUGGCGGCGGACGAGCUGGCCGGCCCAGAUCACGGCGAAGACCAGGCCGGCGGACAUGGCGGAGGACCUGGAAUCGACGGGCCGGACAUGUCCAUGUCGGAGGCCACCACGGGCGGCGGCAGUGCCGAUCAGCAAGCUGCCUUCUGGGGUCCUUACCAGAGCAUACCCAUAAGCGGUCCCUUCGUCAUAGACGACUUGGACUUCGACCCACUUGAACCAUCCGACUGGGACAAAAACUUCAAUUUGGAGAUGAUUGACGAUGACUUCGAGGCGUUUGAGCAACAGGACGACGCCGCCCAGUAA
This is a messenger RNA of Metarhizium brunneum ARSEF 3297, 792 nucleotides long. RefSeq lists its product as uncharacterized. The record is from RefSeq and is a predicted model, not a curated record. Lineage: Eukaryota; Fungi; Ascomycota; Sordariomycetes; Hypocreales; Clavicipitaceae.